AAUCUUAGCUGGGACGAGUCAUUCCUUAUCUAAGUCAUCUCAUCCGCUCAUACGGUACUCACUUAGUCGUGCCUUUGGGUCAGCUGAGAUGCUUCUCAUACUCGACCUUCUGGCCUUUUAAGCCGACCGAAAUCCACUAUGUUUUAUUUAAUUUCAAAAAAAAAAAAGAUGGGUCUUUUCCAUACAUUUUCAACCCAAAACGAUCUUUUACAAGAUGGGCCUUAUCAAGUUUAAUUUUUGGGCUGUAUGUCGUCGUAUCAAGUUAUUCUCUCUUUUUUCUUUCUCUUUGGUUUACUUUUGUUGUGUUUGUGUUGUUUGUUUGGAGUGAGGAAUCGCCAUGGAAGACAUUGUGCAGGAACAUGAAUCAGAGAAGAAGGUGGAGAUCAUCCUCAAAACCAUUGGUCCAGCUCGACCUUCUCGCCUCCUCGUUCCCUCUUCCAUCAAGGUGCGUGAUUUGAGAAGAUUAAUUGCUAGCAAUGAUCAUUUACCCAUUGACAACUUGAGUCUUAUUCUACGUGGAACUGCAUUAUGUGAUGAGAAAAAUGGAGAGGAUAUACGUGUAGAGCUAAAUGAUGGAGAUUGCUUGAUCAUUGCUGUUAAACCAAAGCCGCCGGUGAAGGCUGGAUUUGACAAUGAUGAUGAUGAUGAAGAUUUGAAGUUUCAGCUUCCCCGUACAUCAAGUCGGUGGAAAAAGAGGCUAUACUCUUUUCUACGUGACAACUUGAAGCUUCCAGAUAUCCUUUUGAUGGCAAUUUUCACUCUGAGCCUGAGAGCAUGGAUUUUCAUAAUUAUGUGGUUUAUCCUCGCUCCUGUUGCUCAUAGAUGGGAUCUCGGACCUUUAUAUAUACUUGCAACUGGAUUCUGUCUCAUUCUCUUCAAUCUUGGAAAGCGCCAAGCUGGUGACGUCAGGGGCAAUGUAAAACGCAUUCUCCCAAUCCAACAAGUGUAUUAUCCGUCGGGUGAAUGUGCAUUGAAAUUCACAAUGAUAAUUGCAUACUCUAUCUUCAAUGAAGACUUCAGAGAGCUACCUGGGACGCUGAAUGCAGAUAGACUUGACAGAGAUAUAAGAGCAGGACAGUUUUGAGCCAUCAUCUUGUACUCCUUACAAGCAUCCAAACACAUGAUGUAUAUCCCUCCAAUCACUAGGAGAUGUCACUAUCAUUUCUGCAAUGUAUGUAGCAUAACCCGGUUAUCAAUGAAAUGGCAAGUUCUCUGUUCUAGUUUUUGACCCUCCUGCAAGAGCUAUAUUCGUUCUGUGUAUAUACAAUGUAUUGAUAUGUUGUUAUAGAUGAAUAGGUUUCCACGUGUACAA
This is a messenger RNA of Lotus japonicus, 1312 nucleotides long. RefSeq lists its product as uncharacterized. Gene Ontology annotation, molecular function: protein binding. NCBI's taxonomy places the organism in Eukaryota, Viridiplantae, Streptophyta, Magnoliopsida, Fabales, Fabaceae. The transcript has 8 exons. The record is from RefSeq and is a predicted model, not a curated record. Bases 338 to 1084 code for a protein of 248 amino acids.